This is a messenger RNA of Vespa mandarinia (Asian giant hornet), 829 nucleotides long. Its product is annotated as gem-associated protein 7. Gene Ontology annotation, biological process: spliceosomal snRNP assembly. The record is from RefSeq and is a predicted model, not a curated record. NCBI's taxonomy places the organism in Eukaryota, Metazoa, Arthropoda, Insecta, Hymenoptera, Vespidae. Gene Ontology annotation, cellular component: SMN-Sm protein complex.
AUAAAAAAAGUUCAAACGUGUAUCGAAUAAAAUUAUUAAUAAAAAAUCUCGUUGCGCGUAUGCUAUCAUAUUGUAGAUUUAAAUUUAGCGCGCACAGAUGAAAGAUGCGCGCGCAAAAUGUAAUAGCCGAACGAUUCCCUCACUUUUCCCUCCGCCAUAAGUGAAGAACUGGUGUUGAAUCGUCAAAAUAUUUUGUUACAAAAAAUGAUUGAAAAGGAAGAACAGAAUGAUGAAAGUAAUGAAAAAAAUAUAGAAUUAGACUUUUCGACAUCAGAGAAACAAGAAGCGCGUGCAUUCUUACGAGAACGUUUUCUACGUGUGAUAACUGGUAUUGUCGGUAAAAAGACAAAAUUUAGUUUAUAUGAAAAUUCACACGUUGCUGGUGAAUUUCGUGGUUCCGACAUUGAUUGCCUGGAAUUAUUUGUGAGAAAUUUGGAGACACCACUUGGAAUAAUCCCAGAAGCUAUUCUCAGAGUGAACGACAUAAUCUCCAUGAAUGUUGAUGACAUUACAAGCAAUCAAUAAUAAAAUUAUUCUAAGAGUAGAUUCUCUUCCAGCAAGGCAUUACAACGACGUUCUCAAUCUUCUCCAGUUUCUGGAAGACAUUGAAAAAACUGAUAUAUAGAUAUAUUUUGUGAAAUUAAUAUUGAAUUAUAUUCAAUUAAUUGUGCUACAACAUUAUGUAUCGCUUUAUUUUAUUCGUCACGUUGACGUGCCUCGUCUUUAAUAUCAGUAGCAAUAUGAUCGAAAAAAAAGAUCAAAGGAUGGAAUUAACGACUAAAGGAGAGGAAGAUACAAAUAAAUCAUUGGAAGUUAUCUCACGUUCUUC